GGGCCGGUAAACGCACUACAGUACGGUGUGAAGUGUGAACCUUACUGCAUCACCGCUAUUCCUCCUAUACUCUCCCUCUUCCCUUCCCACGCUUUCUGAGACAGAAAAUGUGGGGGAGUGCAGAAGGAGGACCUCCAGAGGUCACCCUCGAGACUUCCAUGGGGCCUUUCACCGUCGAGCUAUACUACAAGCACGCUCCAAGAACUUGCAGAAACUUUAUCGAACUCUCCCGCCGGGGCUAUUACGACAACGUCAAAUUCCACAGAAUCAUCAAGGACUUUAUAGUGCAAGGAGGGGAUCCCACUGGGACAGGAAGGGGUGGAGAAUCCAUAUAUGGUAAGACAUUCGAGGAUGAGAUAAAGCGCGAGUUGAAGCAUACUGGAGCUGGUAUUUUAUCCAUGGCAAAUGCAGGUCCAAAUACAAAUGGAAGCCAGUUCUUUAUUACCCUGGCUCCCACUCCCUCACUGGAUGGAAAGCACACAAUAUUUGGAAGAGUUUGUAGAGGAAUGGAAAUCAUUAAGAGGCUCGGGAGUGUCCAAACUGAUAAUAAUGAUAGACCCAUCCAUGAGGUGAAGAUCCUGCGGGCAACAAUCAAAGAUUGAUACAGUGAUGUUGUAAUGAAACCAAGCUUUCUGUAUCCAGAAUGGCCAAGACCCUUUUGAUUUUCCUGAUUACUGUGUAAUUUGAAUAUGUGAUGGACAUUAUAUUUGGGCGAUUUACAGGGACAAGAAGAAAGAAUAACAUAUGAAAAUGGUUAAUGUUGGUCUGAAAGUUGAGCCCUUUUAAUUUCUCUGUUGAGUACAACUUAGGUAUCUUGCUGCCCUUAUUUUUAUUAAGAAGUUGAUGUGCCAUUUGGGCCUACAGUUGAUGGAAUGUCUAAUUUCGGGAAUAGUUAUUGUAUAAAAAUUAGUAUUAGCUUUUUGUAAAUUCACUCAGUAAUUGCAUUCGAUAUGGAAUAUAAUAGGAAUAAACAUUCACAGUGAAA
This is a messenger RNA of Malania oleifera, 985 nucleotides long. RefSeq names its product peptidyl-prolyl cis-trans isomerase CYP18-2. The coding region runs from base 108 to 602 and encodes 164 amino acids. The transcript is spliced from 6 exons. Gene Ontology annotation, biological process: protein peptidyl-prolyl isomerization; protein folding. The record is from RefSeq and is a predicted model, not a curated record. NCBI's taxonomy places the organism in Eukaryota, Viridiplantae, Streptophyta, Magnoliopsida, Santalales, Ximeniaceae. Gene Ontology annotation, cellular component: catalytic step 2 spliceosome. Gene Ontology annotation, molecular function: peptidyl-prolyl cis-trans isomerase activity.